This is a messenger RNA of Emiliania huxleyi CCMP1516, 1551 nucleotides long. RefSeq lists its product as hypothetical. Lineage: Eukaryota; Haptophyta; Isochrysidales; Noelaerhabdaceae. The transcript has 4 exons. The record is from RefSeq and is a predicted model, not a curated record. Gene Ontology annotation, molecular function: oxidoreductase activity. The coding region runs from base 72 to 1370 and encodes 432 amino acids.
AAAUCAAGGUGGACUGCGCUCGCUCGCUGGCUCGCCGCUCGCUCGCUCGCUCGCUCGCUGUUGGCUAGGCCAUGAUUUCGCUGUUGCUUGCCUGCUCCGCCCGCAUCGCAUUGGUGGACCCACCCGACAGCCGCUCCAGCCGCCUGCCCGCGCCCGACGGGGAUCUCGCGGUGCGGCCGGCGAGGCGGCUGACGCUGCUGCGGGGAGGCGGCGCGGACGGCUGGGAGCAGAUCGGAGCCCGGCCGGUCUCGAUCGACGAGGAGCGCGUCUUUGCGGGCCGCGCCUUCCCGAUGACGCUCUCUCCGCUCCUGUCCGGCCGCACCACGCUCACCGAGUGGGCUGCCGAGCACCGAGAGGAGCUCCUCCGGCUGGUGCGCGAGAACGGUGCGGUCCUGCUACGCGGCUUCGGCGGGAUGGAGACGCCGCAGGGCUUCUCGGACUUCGUCAUGGGACUGCGGCUCGAGGAGUUCGGCAUGGGCUGCUCGGCGGCGCCGCGCACCGAGGUCGCGCCCGGCGUCUUCACCGCCAAUGAGGCGCCGCCGCAGGAGAAGAUCCCCUUCCACCACGAGAUGGCGCAGUGCGAGGACAAGCCCGCCUUCCUCUUCUUCUACUGCGAGUUUCCCGCCCAGACCGGCGGAGCCACCCCAAUCAUCCCCUCCAACGCCGUCGCGACCCACCUGCGCGAGGCGUGCGGCCACGCAUUCUCGGCCGUGCGCCCGGCCACCUCUCGGCCACCCCUGGCAGUCUGUCGGCCGUCCCUCGGGCCGCGCCCGACUCUCCUCCUUUCCCUGUGCGAGGCGCACCCCGCGGUCGCCCAGCGGCUCGCGGCCCGCGGCAUCCGGUACGCGCGCACGCUGCCAGCGCAAGACGACCCUCUCUCGCCGAUCGGAAAGUCGUGGCGGACGUCCUUCAACACCGACACGCGCCAGGGCGCCGAGGCGGCGAUGGCGGCGGCCGGCACGACGUGGCGCUGGCACGGGAAUGGCGACCUGUACACCGAGACGAAGCAGAUGCCCGCUCUCGUCGUGGACGGGCGGUCGGGCAAGGAGAUGUUUUACAACGCGGUGAUCGCGGCCAUCACCGGCUGGGAGGACGGGCGCAACGACCCGCUCAAGGCGAUCCGGUACGGAGACGGCGAGGAGCUCGACGGCGAGGCUGUGGCCGCGCUGCUCGAGACGGGGGAGUGGAUGGCGGCCCACCGCGUCGCCUUUGCGUGGCAGAGCGGCGACGUGCUCAUCAUCGACAACCAGGCGGCGAUGCACUCGCGCGAGACCUUCACGCCGCCCCGCCGCAUCCUCGCCUCCCUGUGGGGCGAGGCGCUCCGCCGCCCCGAGGGAAGGGCCGAGCCAGAGCGACAGUCCUCACGCUAGGGCAUGGAAGCUACGGCGAAGGCGCACACUGUGGAAACAUACUGUGGCCGCCAUUCUCUUCCGUCUUCGUGGGUGGCGCGUGGUGCGCCUGGCGCGAGUUUCGGAGUGCUCUGUCUGUGGACAAAUGUGCUCGAGUACAAUUUGUGAUCGAUCUGGGGGCUAACGAUUUUUUGCGAUGGGA